AUGUGGCGGUUGAGCCUCUUGCGGCGAGUGGCCGCUGCGGGUGGCAGAGUAAAGUCUUCGGGUUCCGCAUCACUUCCGUAUCGCCGCGUUCUGAAGAUGCUUCAGGCUGAAGGCGAGGGACUUCCUGCGGCGGGGGGUGUGUUUGAACAGUUCCGAGCCUUUUACCGGCAGGUCAUGGCCGAUAAGGCGGCUUCAGGGAGAGCGGUGAAGCCGAUUGAAGAAUUUUGUGGUGCGUCUGAGGACGUGGAGCCGUUUGCCCUUGUCAUGAUGAAAGUUCUUUGCGAUCUUCAGAAGAUGGAGGACCUUCGUUUUCUUUUUGCCCAGUGUUUGUUGGAGCUCCAUUCCCCGUCGAUUGAACUUUUCAACGUGUACCUGCUUGCCAUUUCUUUGACGGACAGCUUCAACCAGUACGAGAUUGAGAAUGUCGUGGAGGUCAUGCGUGCAAGAGCCAUCCAUCCCGAUGUCGUAACACGGCUCUCUCUGUUUAUCUUGUACAUACGACUGGGGCAGGACUACUCCGUGUGGUGGCCGGAGAUACGGGACGAGGUGCUGAGCAUCGCAAAGUCCGGAAAACCAGGCCAAUAUCCACUUCUUGAGGUGCGGCUGCAGCAUUGUUUCCAGACCAUUCUUCGUUUACACCAUGACGUUACGAUGAUCCACGAAUGCUUUGACCUUCUGAAGCUCGUAGACCAGAAGAGAAUUUCUUCCCGACUCCUGCUACCGUAUAUGCUUCUCAGCGCCAACAAUGCAGCAGCACCUCCUGCAACGACGGUUCAGAUAUUAGAACUUUUAGAGGCAACGCGGAAAUUGGAGGAUACUACGUCGGAGGGCGCUUCCCUACGAGCGGUUUCGGAAGAUGCAGAAACAGAAAGGACGAAUGUGGGCUCAACUGACCCUGUGUUAAACAACGAACUCACAGCAUUGAAACUCCUGGCCAAGUGUGCCAAAUGGGGAGACGUGGCAUCUGCUGUCUACGUUCGAGAAUACCUCCGCAAACACCCGGGCAUAAUAUCUCCAACAAGUCAACCGGCUGUAUCCUUGCUGUUCCUAGAGGCUGCAUCGCGGGGUGCGAUGCUGAAGGAGGCGUUGACGGUGCUGGAAGAUGAGGUGCCUGAGACACAUUGUCAACCAGGUCCUCGGCCAAAGUUGUUUUUGGAGUCCAGAAAAGUGACUCUUCUCAACGCAGAUCCAAUCAUGACACUUGCGCGCCUUGUUGCAUUUGGUGAAGCAAGUGUAGAGAAAGGGCUGGCUAUUCUGGACGAGCGGCGGGAAGCUGGGGGUGAGGUGAGCCAUAAGUCCCUUAAUGUUCUCAUGGAAGCUGCCGCUUUGCUGAAGGACGAGGGAAAAGCAGCCAUGGUGUUUGCCGCCUUUGAGAGUCUUGGGGCAGUGAAGACAUCGCGCACGUUUUUGCUUCUACUUCUCUCCAUGCCUGACGCGGCGAGUUCAACGGCACGAAUACCAGAAGUUUUGGCGGAGAUGUCUGAUUUAGGAAUUGAGGUUUCAAGUGAUUUUCUUCGUGGGGCACUUGAGCUGGCAAUUGACGCACAGGAUGGUUUUACCGCGAUGCAGAUGGUUGGGUACCAUGAGAAAAGGUCCAUCUCCAUCGAAAGCAAACUGUCCAUACGUCUUAUGCGUUUGCUCUGUCUCGUUGUUGAUGUUGACAGUGUCCGGCGACUCAUCGCUGCGUUGAAGGCGACCGAAUCACCCGUUGACUCUCGAACUGUUUCAUUGUGUGUGGCGACCUUCAAAAAGUGGGCAAUUCCCUGCGAUGACUUGAAAGCGGUCUAG
Messenger RNA from Trypanosoma cruzi, 1788 nucleotides. RefSeq lists its product as uncharacterized. The record is from RefSeq and is a predicted model, not a curated record. NCBI's taxonomy places the organism in Eukaryota, Euglenozoa, Kinetoplastea, Trypanosomatida, Trypanosomatidae. The transcript has a single exon. Bases 1 to 1788 code for a protein of 595 amino acids.